Ceutorhynchus assimilis (cabbage seed weevil) is the source of this 2617-nucleotide messenger RNA. Lineage: Eukaryota; Metazoa; Arthropoda; Insecta; Coleoptera; Curculionidae. The record is from the annotation of a GenBank genome assembly.
CCCAAAUUUAAUUUUUCCAGCAGACUAUUACACCGGCCCGUUUAUAAAAUGGAUAAGGCUUAUUUAAGACACAAUCCUGACGGAGAACAUUUCGAUAUUACCUUUGAAUUGCACGGCGAAGGAAUAAAAAGGAAAUUCAACCUUACACGAAAGUUAUCGGAAAGUGUGGAUAGUUUUUUAACCAGAGUGAAAGCAAACGUAGAUAAGGCUGUGAACAAAAAGAAAAAGAGAAAAUCGACAUCCACAGACGAUAAACCCUUGUCGAUAACGCUUUUAUCAAACAAAAUAGAAAUUCCAAAAGACCAGUCGUGCCAAGAGGUAUUUUACUCUGACAACCCAGUUCAACUAUCAAUCAAUGAACAGGCAUUCGACGUAAUAAUUAAUUCCCCUUGGGUUCUCACAUUGACGCUGCCCAACUCUAUUUUAGCCAAUUUUCCAAUUUACCCUGCAAAAUUUGAAUCGGUGUUCACCAACACUGACAACAGUGACUUUUUAUGGUACAAAUCUCAAGACAAAAUCGAAUGGCAAAAGGCUGGUAAAGGUUUCAUUUAUCAGCCUCAAAAUACUGAUAUUAAUUGUUAUUUGAAAUUCGUUUGUGUACCGAGAAAUGAUGACUCUAUGGCUGGUCCUGAAUUUGAAGCUAUUUCCUCUUGUGUGGUUCAAGCAAGUCCUGGGGAAUGUCCUUUUGAACGAAGACAUGCUUUUACCAAAAAUAAACUAAAAGGAAAUGAAUUUCGUGUAGUCUCUUACAAUAUAUUAGCAGAUUUAUACUGUGAUUCUGAUUAUUCUAGAAAAGAAUUGUUUCCAUAUUGUCCACCUUAUGCGUUAAGCAUAGAUUACAGGAAACAAUUAUUUCUCAAGGAAAUUAUUGGUUAUAAUGCAGAUAUUGUUUGCUUACAAGAGGUGGACAGGAAAGUUUUCAAAUAUGAUUUAAAACCAACACUAUCUCAUUUGGGCUAUGAAAGUAAUUUUGACCUCAAAGGAAAUGGUGCUGUAGCUGAAGGCUUGGCAUUUUUCUAUAACACUAGCAGAUUUAUAUUACUAGGGCACGAAGAAAUAUUUUUUGCUGAUCAAAUAAAGACAAAUCCUUUGUUCGAGGAUAUUUGGGGGAAAAUCAAAAGAAAUGAGAAGCUGGCUAGUAGAAUUUCAGAUAGGACAACCACUAUGCAAGUGAAUGUGGUGGGGUCUUUAGAAAAUAAUGAGGUUCUUGUAGUGGCUAAUACUCAUUUGUAUUUCCAUCCUGAUGCUGAUCAUAUAAGACUCUUGCACGGGUGUUUGGCUAUAAGAUAUCUGGAAAAUUUUGUUAAGGAAACUAAAAAAAGAUAUUGUGAUAAAAGAGUUUCUUUAAUAUUUUGUGGAGACUUCAAUAGUGUACCCACUUGUGGUAUCUAUAAAUUAUAUACCACUGGGUUUUUGCCAGGCAACUUUCCAGACUACAGCAGCAAUCAAGAAGAAUCAAUCAAUAAUAUCAAUAUGAAGCAAUCUUUUAAGCUUCAAAGUGCCUGCGGCACACCAAAAUACACCAAUUUUACAGUCAUAUUUGCCGCUUGCUUGGACUACAUUUUUUAUGAAGAAACGAAUUUAGCUGUGUCUCAAGUUAUUCCACUUCCAAGUGAAGAGGAACUGAUAGAAAACAGUGCCAUUCCCAGUGUUGUAUUUCCAUCUGAUCAUGUUGCACUCGUUUCAGAUUUGAAGUGGAUUUGAAUUUUCACUUUUUGUUAUUUAAAUAUAUUAAUAGUAAACAAAACAAUGGUAAUUAUUUAAAUUUAUUUGAUUUUCAAAAAUUUUAAGUACAAUAUAACAACGUAUACUUUUAUUAUUGAACAAAACAAGCAUUUUUCUAAAAAUAGUAAUACAUAAUAUAUUUUAUAAAAACUUAAACAUAAAUUGCUUUCUUUAUUGUCAUGUCUUAAACCUACAUAUAACAAAUUAUCACUUUGUGGCUCACAACAAAGUUAUUUGGUCGGUAGUGGUAAAUAAAAUGCUUUUGUCAAGGUUGACACCAACAUGGGAGUCAUAACAUUACUUUUCCAUUUUUUCUGAGUAACUUGGUUCAUAACUUUAGUACAAAUAUCGGAAAAAUGACACCUGCUGGAACCGUAUUGGCUUCUCUUAAUUUCCUCACACAAAGCCUGUAUAAACCAAGAUCCCUGUUUCAUAUUUCUAAUAGCAGCAAAACCGGGAAUAGUGGCCCAAAAACAGAGCGAAUCGGCUGUGCCUGGUACUCUAGUUGCUCCAUCGGUUGUGUUAUCGUCUUCUUCAAUUUUCUGACACUCGUCGCCUUGGCAGGAUUGUAAAAUCAGCACUUUUGGUUUUCCAAUUAAAUUUUUGUGACGCAUUAUUUUUUGAAUCUCACUCACUUCAACUUUACAACUGUUUGCAGCAAAUACUACGCCAUUAGCCCCGUGUGAUAAAAUACAAAUUAUUAAACUGCUAGUUUUGGAGGCUAAGUUGGUGUAUUUUUCGAUGCAAUCGAGCAUAAGUUUGUGGGUCAAGUUAUCUUCUACUAUAACUUUGAAAUUCAUGGCUGAAAAUACUUUCUCAAGUUCGUUUUUGUCCAUAGUAGAGCCGGUUCGAUUUGGAAGUUUAUUGGAGUCUUUUGAUUCAUGCAACAAAU